Messenger RNA from Peromyscus eremicus (cactus mouse), 1393 nucleotides. It is a transcript of the gene Akr1d1, whose product is annotated as aldo-keto reductase family 1 member D1. Gene Ontology annotation, cellular component: cytosol. Gene Ontology annotation, biological process: bile acid biosynthetic process. Gene Ontology annotation, molecular function: aldose reductase (NADPH) activity; Delta4-3-oxosteroid 5beta-reductase activity; ketosteroid monooxygenase activity. The transcript has 11 exons. The record is from RefSeq and is a predicted model, not a curated record. Bases 293 to 1270 code for a protein of 325 amino acids. NCBI's taxonomy places the organism in Eukaryota, Metazoa, Chordata, Mammalia, Rodentia, Cricetidae.
AUAGACGAUUACAUCAUCUCUUGUCACUAAUUCAACAAAAGGGCUGGAUGUUAAAUUCCAAACCCGGGAUAUAUGGCUGAGGAUCCAGUGGUUGAUUAGGACGGUGAAGGAAGCCACUCCUCCCUCUCAAUCUUUGGCUGACUUCUCUGCUCUCCAUACAGUCUCUAUUUACAGUAUGGGGCUGAGUUGACCUAAUGUUUAAUCUCUGGAAUGGCCUGGACCCGUGGCAUUGAUCUUCUACUAACUAAAGAAUCACUACUAGAAACUUGAAGCUCCAGCUCCCUUCUUCACAAUGAACCACAGUGCUACAAACCAUCGAAUACCUCUAAGUGAUGGGAACAGCAUUCCUCUCAUUGGGCUUGGUACCUACUCAGAUCCUAGUCCGGUCCCUAGAGAGACCUAUAUGGCAGUGAAAACGGCCAUUGACGAGGGUUACCGGCACUUUGAUGGGGCCUACAUCUACAACAAUGAACAUGAAGUCGGUGAGGCCAUCAGAGAAAAGAUAGCAGAAGGGAAGGUGAAGAGGGAAGAGAUUUUCUACUGUGGAAAGCUGUGGGCUACAGAUCACAUCCCAGAGUUGGUCCGCCCAGCCCUGGAAAGGACGCUAAAGGAUCUCAAGCUAGAUUAUGUGGACCUUUACAUCAUUGAAAUACCCAUGGCCUUUGAGCCUGGAAAGGGAAUGUAUCCUCAAGAUGAAAAUGGCCAAUGGUUAUACCACAAAUCAGAUCUGUGCGCCACUUGGGAGGCACUGGAAGCUUGCAAGGAUGCUGGUUUGGUGAAAUCCCUCGGGGUAUCUAAUUUUAACCGCAGGCAGCUGGAGCUCAUCUUGAACAAGCCAGGACUCAAGUACAAGCCAGUCACCAACCAGGUGGAGUGCCACCCAUAUUUCACCCAAGCAAAACUCUGGAAGUUUUGCCAGCAGCAUGACAUUGUUAUUGUCGCAUAUAGCCCUCUGGGGACCUGUCGGAACCCAAGCUGGGUGAAUGUAUCUUCUCCAUCCUUGUUAAAGGAUGAACUUUUAAUCUCACUGGGGAAGAAGUAUAACAAGACAGCAGCUCAAAUUGCAUUGCGUUUCAACAUCCAGCGAGGGAUGGUUGUCAUCCCUAAAAGCUUUAAUCACAAAAGGAUCCAAGAAAACUUUCAGAUCUUUGACUUUUCUCUCACUGAAGAAGAAAUGAAGGACAUUGCCGCCUUGAAUAAAAAUGUCCGCUUUGUGGAGCUGCUCAUGUGGAGUAACCAUCCUGAAUACCCAUUUCAUGAUGAAUACUGAACAUCAACAGUUCUUCAAAAGAGUUUUUUUCUCUCAUUCAGGAGCUUGAGCUGGGUAAUCCUCUCCAAGUAUAUGAGAUUUUACUAUCCUCAGAAGAAGUUGAAUAAAACACACCAUGCUUAA